Olea europaea var. sylvestris is the source of this 1115-nucleotide messenger RNA. Its product is annotated as probable ubiquitin-like-specific protease 2A. The transcript is spliced from 6 exons. Bases 324 to 1115 code for a protein of 263 amino acids. The record is from RefSeq and is a predicted model, not a curated record. Lineage: Eukaryota; Viridiplantae; Streptophyta; Magnoliopsida; Lamiales; Oleaceae.
GACCUGGAUUUUUAAAUACGAGAAGGUAACAAAAGGGCGAGUUGAAAAAAAUUGAUCAUUAAUAAAUUGAGCUUCCUCCCCAACCCUAGAACAAAAUCGAGUUUAGAGCUCUAGGCGAGGACUUUUCGGAAGCUCAAUCGUCGCGAUUCCAUAUAUACAGUCUCAAUUCUCAACUUCGACGGAGCUUUGACCCCUCGACACGGUAGAAAAAGAGUUCGAUUUUCAGGCCACCGGUGAACUGCUUCUGUUUUGUGAACUCGAUUUUUCAGUCUUGAAGUUUGCUGAAAAAGAGGAGGAAAAUUUUGGUGGAUGAGUUGUUGAAGAUGAUUUCUGACAUGGGUUUCGAGCCACUCGAUCAAUCUUCCGUUGCCCGGGAAACUGAAAAUCAAUCAAAUGAGAUUGGGAAGGUACUGAGCUCAGAUGUUGGGGCUGCUGAAACUGAUCAUAAUUGUAAUACUGCUAGUUUUCUGUCUCCUCUGGAUACCAAGGAUUGUGCUAACAAAAAUAUGUCGGGAUUUGAUGAUGAUUGGCUCAUUAACUCAAGAAGUCAAGAACAAACUGCUGAUAUUAGACUCGAUAAGCUUAAAUCUGGAAGCGUCUUUCCCAGUAUGAAAUGCAGUUCUAGUCCUGAAGCCGCUUCAUAUGGGAAGGACCAUGGAAAUUGUGACUUUCUGAAGUCUUCAUGCAAUGACGAGACAAUCAGUAUGGUGUCAGAUGUUGACGAAAGCAUGAUCAAACAAUCUCCUUCUUCUGUUAUUGCAGAUGAUGAUGCUUCUUCCAAUGGACCAUCGUCUGCUAACUUAUUCAGUGGCUGUAAUAUGGAUGAUGGCGGAAUUGAAAUUGUUUUCUAUGCUGAUUAUAUCAAUUAUCGUGGUGUACAUUAUGUGGAUUCUACGGUGACAUUUUCGAGAAGUUCUGUAAUAGUUAAAAGCAACACUAUCAAUGGGAAUACAGGGACUUUUCAUAUUCUGUUGGAAAUUGAGGAUAUCAUCAAAAUAGAGUCUCAGUGGUCAGCUCGUUAUGAGUUGGGCUUCACAAGUGUCCACUUCGUCUCAAACAGCGCAGUAGGAGACAAGACUGUUGACAAUACUUCAGGUCAGUUAAGUCUAUGCUGA